ACUAAAAGUGAGAUGGCCUAAAGAUUAAGAGAGUGAGAGAGAAAAAUGGCGGCAAGGUCAUUGAUUUUGCCAUCAGGGCUAGCGGAGGCGACAGAGCUUCCAUGUGGGUUUCGCUUCGAUCCCACAGAUGAAGAACUCGUUUUCUAUUAUCUUAAAGCAAAGCUGGAGAAGACGCUGACCCUUGAUGUGGUGAAGACGAUUGAUGGUCAUCCAAACACACUUUAUGAUGAUGAUCCCUGGAAUAUCUUUCACAGCCAGUUAACUGGAUUCUUCUACGUUUUCACCAAGUUGAAGGGGAUGACCGAUAAGAGAAGAGAUAGAAGAACGCCCUCAGGAACUUGGAGAAACCAAAACAGAAAACCAAUUCUUGAUUCUGACGGUAAUAUUCUGUAUGUGAAAAAACAAUUUAGAUUUGAAGAAACAGACAAGAAAAACCAAAACGGCCUUUGGUUAAUGACCGAGUUCUCAUCCAAAGAUGAAGGGCGUAAGGGAGAGUACGUUCUUUGUAGAAUCUAUAACAAGCAUGCACUUGGAAAGAAGAGAAAUUAUUUUGCCGAGAAAGAAGAAGGAAACGGCGAAUCAAAGAAGAUGCGACGGGACAAUCUUUACUGUGCCUAAUGUGAGAAUGAGAAAUUUGGGUACCCUAAUUCUAUAGCUUAGAGAGACAGGACAAUCUUGAUUAUGCCUACUGUGAGAAUGAAAAUUUUGGAAACCCUAACCAUAGCUUAGAGAGAACUCCAGAAUAUGCAGAUAAUGGUGCUUUAAAGUUUUUACAUGAUUUGGAGACCCUAAUCCUAGCUUAGAGAGACAAGACAAUCUUGACAUGCCUAUUGUGAGAAUGGAAAUUUUGGAGACCAUAACUAUAGUGAAUUUUGUUCUUGACUAUAUGCAGAAUAUGCAGAUAAUGGUGUUUUCUCCAAUCUCCAGAG
Jatropha curcas is the source of this 929-nucleotide messenger RNA. Its product is annotated as NAC domain-containing protein 37. Lineage: Eukaryota; Viridiplantae; Streptophyta; Magnoliopsida; Malpighiales; Euphorbiaceae. The record is from RefSeq and is a predicted model, not a curated record. Gene Ontology annotation, molecular function: DNA binding. Gene Ontology annotation, biological process: system development; regulation of DNA-templated transcription.